This is a messenger RNA of Harpia harpyja (harpy eagle), 4261 nucleotides long. It is a transcript of the gene ADAMTSL2, whose product is annotated as ADAMTS like 2. Gene Ontology annotation, biological process: extracellular matrix organization. The record is from RefSeq and is a predicted model, not a curated record. Lineage: Eukaryota; Metazoa; Chordata; Aves; Accipitriformes; Accipitridae. The transcript is spliced from 20 exons. Gene Ontology annotation, cellular component: extracellular matrix. The coding region runs from base 513 to 3485 and encodes 990 amino acids.
CUUAAUGAAAACCAAGUGUAAGGCAAGUCUCAGCCACCUGUCCCCGGGAUCCCCAGCCAAGCGCUCUGGGCUUCCAUUAAUCAAUGGAUCUGCCUCUUGGAAAGUGUCUUUUGCAUGCUGGACCUCUACCCUGGGGCGAUCGCAAAGCGGAGUUGGGGACCUGGAAGCCCUCUGGUAAUUUCUCUAAGCCAGAUACCAAAGCCGUGCUGGCAUUGCCGGCAAUUCUGCGUUUCCAAAACUGCUGCAAAAAGCCCUUGCAAGAAGAAAAAGGGGUAGGAGAGAAGCUCUUUACGUUGCAGGUCUGCAGUCCUGCCCCCUCUCCCCAGGAGCAGCACCUCUCCCACCUCCCUACUUCCCAAAGAUACUCUCUAGUUACUUUUCAAGGGAAAUUAGCUUAGGGGAGAAUAUUUUUUUUUUUUUCUUUUUCUUACAGACUUGAGCUGCUUUGAUUGCCUGGAAGCAUGAUUUCCUGAAACCUGCUCCUUUCUGGCUCUUGCAGAGCAGUUCUGUAAAUGGGGAUAUUUGAAUGCACUGCUUCUGUAGAUCCAGGGACACUUCUACUCGCUGCCUCUUGUGCAACACUUGCUUCAGUGAUGAAGGUACCUAAGUGGAGGUGGAGCAGCAUCUCCAUCAGUGCGCGAUCCCAGCUGAAAGGCACCCUGGCCCUUCUCCUCGUGGGCAACGUUGUCUUUGUGAUAGCUCAGGACCUGACGCAGACCUCCAACAGCCUGGAGGAAGGGGCAGACGUCACCGCGUACUGGUGGGGCGAGUGGACCAAGUGGACGGCGUGUACCAGGACCUGCGGGGGAGGCGUCAAGUCCCAGGAGAGGCACUGCCUGCGGCAGAGAAGAAAGUCAGUGAGUGGGCUGGCUAAUAAAACUUGCACUGGAACAUCCAAAAGAUACCAGCUCUGCAAAGUACAAGAGUGUCCUGCGAACGGAAGGAGCUUUCGAGAGGAGCAGUGUUCAUCAUUUAACUCCCAUGUGUAUAACGGCAGAACGUAUCAAUGGAAACCUUUAUAUCCUGAUGACUAUGUUCACAUUUCUAGCAAGCCCUGUGACCUCCAUUGCACCACUGUGGAUGGUCAGAGACAGUUAAUGGUUCAGGCUCGGGAUGGAACAUCCUGCAAAUACACUGAUUUCCGAGGGGUUUGCGUGUCUGGAAAAUGUGAGCCAAUUGGAUGCGAUGGCAUUCUCUUUUCCACCCACACCUUGGAUAAAUGUGGAGUUUGCCAAGGAGAUGGGAGCAGCUGCACUCACGUGACUGGCAGUUACCGGAAAGGAAAUUCUCAUCUUGGCUAUUCUCUGGUAACGCACAUUCCUGCUGGAGCAAGGGAUAUCCAGAUAGUAGAACGGAAAAAAUCUGCAGAUGUUCUGGCUGUGGCUGAUGAAGCCGGGUACUAUUUCUUCAAUGGGAACUACAAAGUUGACAGUCCAAAGAACUUCAACAUUGCAGGCACGGUGUUCAAGUACCGCAGGCCCAUGGAUGUUUAUGAGACUGGCAUAGAGUAUAUUGUUGCACAAGGACCAACAAAUCAAGGGUUGAAUAUAAUGGUCUGGAAUCAAAAUGGCAAGAAUCCAUCCAUCACGUUUGAAUACACCCUCCUGAGGAAGCCACACUCAAAAAAUCUGCAGCCCAUCUACUACACCUUCUCCGAGUCAGAUAGUGAAGAAAGCAGAGAGUUCGAUGGAGACGUGCCAUUGGGUUUUAUCCAGCACAAUGCAACCUAUUUUGGGAAAAUCUCCAGGGAAAGGAUAGACUUGGAGAACCAGGUGUUUGGAAGGCAGGACACGGAGGAAGAUUUAAACUUGAGCAAAGGUCAGGAAACCAAUGAGGUCUAUGAAAGAGCAGAAACAAUUGACUGUGAGCCAAAACUGAAGGGCAAACAACCCCAAGAUUCAAACGUAACCAGGUCUACUUACCAGACAGACCAUGACGACAGAGACUUCGACCCCAGGUUCACCUCCAGGGAAUUCCUUUUGGAGAAUGCCAUCACGGACAAGCUGCUGGACAAGACCUCGGACUCCAAGGAGCUGGUGCUCAACAUGACCAUGAACAGCAUUUUUGCCCAGGCAGACCCAAUCAACUCUGUGGGGUCACACAUUGACAGCCUCUAUGUUGACUAUGAGGACACUGAUGGCGUUGUGACCUACACCAUUAACAGCACUUACAUGGAGCUGAGCAAAGCCAUCAACACAUCUGCAGAGACGCCGUUUUCAAAUGCCACUAUCACCAUGACCAGCCCUCAAGGGAACAGAACCCACAAAGCAAGAAACAGAUUGAAGUUGUUAAGAAAGGGCCAAGGUGUGAGUGCUGCUGACAUGUACAGGUGGAAGCUUUCCUCCCAUGAACCCUGCAGCUCUACAUGUACCACAGGAGUGAUGUCCACAUAUGCUAUGUGUGUUCGCUAUGAUGGGAUCGAAGUGGAUGAUACGUACUGUGAUGCCAUGACCCGUCCUGAGCCCAUCCAUGAGUUCUGUGCUGGGAGAGAGUGCCAGCCAAGGUGGGAGACGAGCAGCUGGAGCGAGUGCUCCCGCACCUGUGGGGAGGGCUACCAGUUCCGCAUCGUCCGCUGCUGGAAGAUGAUCUCUCCGGGAUUCGACAGCUCCGUCUACAGCGACCUCUGCGAGUCCGCGGACAUCACCCGGCCAGAUGAGCGCAAGGUCUGCAAGAACCCAGCCUGCGGGCCCCAGUGGGAGAUGUCGGAGUGGUCCGAGUGCUCGGCCCGGUGCGGAGAGCGGAGCGUGGUGACACGGGACAUCCGCUGCUCGGAGGACGAGAAGCUUUGCGAUGCCAGCGCCCGGCCCCUGGCCGAGAAGAACUGCACCGGGCCACCCUGCGACCGGCAGUGGACCGUCUCCGACUGGGGACCGUGCAGCGGCGGCUGCGGGCAGGGCAGGAUGAUCCGGCACGUGUACUGCAAAACCAGCGACGGGCGGGUGGUGCCGGAGUCGCAGUGCAACCUGGAGACGAAGCCGCUGGCCAUCCAUCCCUGCGGGGACAAGAACUGCCCCUCGCACUGGCUGGCACAGGACUGGGAACGGUGCAACACCACGUGCGGCCGGGGCGUGAAGAAGAGGAUCGUGCUCUGCCUGGAGAUCGUCAACGGCAAGAUCAAGACCCGCAACCCCGCUGAUUGCGACGUCGCCAAGAAGCCCGUGGAGGAGACGACGUGCUUUGAGCGGCCGUGCUUCAAGUGGUACACGACCCCCUGGUCGGAGUGCACGAAAACCUGUGGCAUCGGCGUGAGGAUGCGGGAUGUGAAGUGCUACCAAGGGAAGGACAUCGUCCGGGGCUGCGACCCGCUGGUGAAGCCGGUGGGCAAACAGACCUGCGACCUGCAGCCCUGCCCCACGGAGCCCCCAGAUGACAGCUGCCAGGACCAGGCAGGAACCAACUGUGCUUUGGCCAUCAAAGUCAACCUGUGCAGCCACUGGUACUACAGCAAAGCCUGCUGCCGCUCCUGCCGCGCACCCCACUCCUAGUGCCCGGCAGCACCCAGCACCCACGGCACACACCGGGCCGGCACCCCUCCCUUAGCAAGGGCUCCGUGUACCAUUUAGUAAGCACUACACAUCCCACAGACUGGUGUUAAGGUUUCGUUUUUUUUUUUUCUUUUCGCCCCACCGAUGCAGAACUACUAUCCUUGUCCCUCUCCCAGGUAGAGGAACAGCGCCGGCACGGCUCGGUUGCAAAGCCGUUACCGCUGUACAUGGGUAGCCCCGUUAUCAGAGCUGUACAUAAAGUCGUGUAUAUUUGAUUCCCCCGAACUGCAGACACAUGCACGUGUUUCACAAGGUCUUGUCCUUUUGGUUUCUUUCCUCGAUGCAAGUUUGGGGUUGACGAGGGGAAGGCAUGAACUCCGUGAAGUGCAAGUUUCCCUUCGCAAAGGGGGUUAGUGCCUCUCUCCUAAUUUAUCCCCGAGACCUGCGCGCUCUCGUUAGCUGCAUUUAAUGUGGUGGGAAGCUGAUUUUCGUUUGCUAAAUGAACUCAAGCCCAAGCCCUUUUUUUGUAAUAUGUAGGUGUAUACUUUUUCAGAGAAUUUUAUCUUAUAAUCAAAUGUUAGUUCCGUAGUCCUUACACCUCCCCCCCGUAAUGCUGACAUAUUGUAUAUAAUAUGGAAACAUAACUGCACUUUAUAUCACAAAAAAGACGUGCUCUUUUUUAAUAUAUUUGUUUACAGACAGUGAACUUUAUCCAUAUAAUCAUUAAUUUGUACUCAUAUGUAUAUUUUAAUAAAGUUGUCAUAUUUAUGGUGGUA